AUGUCUGAAGUUAAGCAGAGGAAAAAAGGUAUUUCUUCAUCAAAGACCAAUGAAGGUUCACCAAAGGUUGAGAAGCACAGUAACUAUGGGAAGCUGGCAAGUCCCAGGACCAGCAAUAAUCGGAGUUCCUUUUGGAUGGACUCACGGACAACUUUGAGUGUAAUUUCCCUUGCUGUUUGCCUGGUGCUGACCUGGUUCCUAUUUUGUCAGUCAAGUCAAUUUGCUGAUAUGGAAAAAAAGUACAAUUUCUUACAGCAAGAAGCUGAAAAAUUCCUGGAUGUUGAAAAUAAAGUUAACUUAAUUUCUGAAAAGCUUGAGUCUUCUGAAAGUAUCCUACGAGAAGCUUCCUCAUCCAUCUCUGUGAUGACUGAGUUUGAGCAGGAAGUAUCUUCUCUUCAUAACAUCAUAAAUGAUAUUCAGAACAAUGAACAGAUUCUCUCUAGAAAGAUGGAGAGCAUUAAUGAGAAGUUCCAAAAUGUUACAAAUUCCUGGAGAAGAAACUUGGAGGAAAUGAACACAAACACUAGUGGUUUAAAAUCUGAAGUGAAGUUCAUACAUACAGAAGUUACUUCCCAAAUUAAUGAAGUUGACCAAAGAAUUAAAUCCCUUUCAGAAAAAGUAAAAGAUUUGGAAGACAGUACAGCCAGAAAUAUUAAAACGCUAAAAAAGCAAGAAGAUGAUGAAUUCUCUAGAGUUGAACAAAAACUGGACUUACAUGCAAAAGCAGUUGAAAAGCUAGAAGAACAGCAGAAUAGUCUGGUAGCCAAGGACACAGACCUGAAUCAGAAACUUGUGAACUGUGAACCUAAAAUUGAGGAGUGCAAGACCCAUUUGCCAACAAUUGAAAAUGCUAUUCACUCUAUUCUUAGAUUAUCAAGUGAAUUGCUAAGCAUGGAGAAAAAGAUAGAGGACUUGACAACACAGCUAUAUACUGUGGAAAAUGAUAUGUUGAAAACUGCUUCUGAUGCAAUGGCAAUGCAAAAGGUUCUUGAAGGCAUACAACACAAUGACAGCAUAUUGAAAGUGCAAAAUGAAAUAGUGGUUUUAAAAGAAGUAGUGCAUGACAUAAAAGUAUCUUCAAAAGUAGAAGAAAUAACUUUAGAAAGCUAUAACUUAGAAAAUGACCAGAAUGGGGAUAAGUGA
This is a messenger RNA of Balearica regulorum gibbericeps (East African grey crowned-crane), 1143 nucleotides long. NCBI's taxonomy places the organism in Eukaryota, Metazoa, Chordata, Aves, Gruiformes, Gruidae. The record is from RefSeq and is a predicted model, not a curated record.